Molecule: messenger RNA, 2181 nt
Organism: Epithele typhae
Lineage: Eukaryota; Fungi; Basidiomycota; Agaricomycetes; Polyporales; Epitheliaceae
Product: translation initiation factor eIF-3b
Exons: 8
Coding region: 1-2181 (726 amino acids)
Biological process (GO): translational initiation
Cellular component (GO): eukaryotic translation initiation factor 3 complex
Molecular function (GO): RNA binding; translation initiation factor activity; translation initiation factor binding
Source: RefSeq, a predicted model, not a curated record
AUGGCCGUAAACGGUGUCAACGGUUCUGCGUACGACGACGAAGACAUCGACUACUCUGACAUCCAGGAAAAAUAUCAGGUCGAAUACGAUGACGGCCUCGAGAACAUCCUCAUCGUCGACGGUGUCCCUGUCAUCGACCAGUCGAAGCUCGAAAGGCUGCUGCAGAAGAUCUCCAAGGACUUCAGCAAGAAGGGAUUACGCAUAACGCCAGAUCAAAUCACCGUUCCCUUCGACCAGGCGAAGGGCAAGAGCAAAGGGUUUCUCUUCAUGGAGUUCAAAACGCCAGACGAUGCGUCACGCACGCUCGCCACCAUGAACGGCCACCCCUUCGACGCAAAGCACACAUUUUACAUCAACCGCCUCACGGAUUUCGACCGAUACAUCGACAUGGACGAGUCGUACCUGGAGCCGGAGCCGGAAGAGUACAAACCCAAGGAGCAUUUGCGUGCAUGGCUUGCGGAUCCUCAAGGCCGUGAUCAGUAUGCCACCUACCGCGGAGAUGAGGUCGAGAUUCACUGGCAGGGCAAACCCUCACAGUGCGAGGUGGCCUACAGCAAACCCAACUGGACAGACCUGUACGUCUCAUGGUCCCCCAUGGGCACCUACUUCGCGACCCUUCACCGGCAAGGCAUCCGUCUUUGGGGUGGCCCGUCGUGGGAGCCCCAGCAGCGAUUUGCACACCCACUCGUCAAGCUCAUCGACUUCUCGCCGAACGAGCAGUACAUGGUCACCUGGUCGUUCGACUCGAUCAACGUCCGCGAGGGCGCCGAGCAGGGUCCACAAUACUUCUCGCCCGAGGACGAGGGGAACAACAUCGCGGUGUGGGACAUUAAGACUGGCAACCUCCUUCGCACGUUCCCCAGCGUGCACCCUGAGGGCGACGAGCAAAAGAAACAAAUGCAGUGGCCUGCGCUCAAGUGGAGUCCGGACGACAAAUACGUCGCCCGGGUCACGCCUGGGCAGCAGAUCAGCGUCUACGAGCUCCCGGGAAUGGGUCUCCAGGGAAAGAAGAGCAUUAAGAUCGAGGGCGUCGUCGACUUUGAGUGGCGCCCACUGGGCGACAAGGACCGAGAGGAUGUGGAGAAGGCAAACAAGCCAACGGCGAACGGGGUUGCUCCAAAAGCUAAGAAGGUCUUCGAGAACAUGCUUGCGUUUUGGACGCCCGAAGUCGACAACGAGCAGCCGGCGCGUGUGACGCUGAUGAACUUCCCCAGUCGGGAAACAUUGCGACAGAAGAACCUGUUCAGCGUCUCAGAGUGCAAGCUCUAUUGGCAAAAUCAGGGCGAUUUCUUGUGCGUCAAGGUUGACCGCCAUACGAAAACGAAGAAGUCCACCUUCUGCAAUCUCGAGAUCUUCCGUGUUCGGGAGAAAGAUUUCCCGGUAGAAGUCGUCGAGCUGAAAGACACGGUGACCGACUUCUCCUGGGAGCCCAAGGGCGAGCGUUUCGCCCUUGUCUCCUCGAGCGAUCCGAACGUGGGCAACCCAGGUCCCGGUAUCACGAUCAAGACGGACGUGUCGUUCUAUCAGCACGAGCGCUCCAAGGGCAACUUCAAGGUGCUCCGCACCCUCUCUGCGCGGACAUCGAACACGGUCCGUUGGUCGCCACGCGGACGGCAUGUCGUGCUCGCCACCGUCGGCUCGUCAAGCAAGUCGGAGCUCGAGUUCUGGGACCUCGACUUUGCCGUGGACGAGGCCAAGCGCGACACCGCGCCCUGGGGGAGCGGUAUCCAGCUCCUCGGCAGCGCCGACCACUACGCAGUGACCGACGCGGAGUGGGACCCAUCCGGGCGGUACCUCGCUACGAGCGCGAGCGCCUGGCGGCACACGCUCGAGAACGGCUACGCGAUCUGGGACUUCCGUGGGCAGGAGCUCCAGAAGCACAUCCUCGACCGCUUCAAGCAGUUCCUCUGGCGGCCGCGGCCGCCGACCCUCCUGUCCAAGGAGCAGCAAAAGACGGUCCGCCGCACGCUCAAAGAGUUCUCUCGCCAGUUCGACGAGGAGGACGCGGCGGAAGAGAGCAACGUCUCCGCGGAGCUCAUCGCGCAGCGCAAGCGCCUCGUCGACGAGUGGAACGCGCGCGGGAAGGGUAAGGAGCACGAGGCGCACGAGGAGGCCAAGGAGGAGAUCGAGGUCUGGAUUGACGAGGUCAUCGAGCAGAUCGAGGAGGUCGUCGUCGAGUAG